Molecule: messenger RNA, 3537 nt
Organism: Acaulospora colombiana
Lineage: Eukaryota; Fungi; Glomeromycota; Glomeromycetes; Diversisporales; Acaulosporaceae
Source: the annotation of a GenBank genome assembly
AUGCUCCGAAUUAGAGGUAGAGCAAACGAAACUCCUCGUCCCGACACGUCAGUUAUCGCUUCCUUCCCAAAUGAUUGCAACUUACAAGAAUUGAAUAAGAUUGUCCGAGGGCUGAGAUUUUUGAUGGAUCUUCGGUCGAUAUGCAUCGCUUUUACCAACGGUGAUAUUUUCAUGGUUUCUUUAGAUGGAUCGAACGAUGUGAAUGAAUCGACAGAAAUGGUGGGUUCUAUCGAGUCCCUUAUAAAGUGUAUGGAGUGGAGUCCGGAUGAAGAAGUCGUGGUUUUCGUGACCGGAAACGACACGAUCCUUGAAAUGACCAAGGAUUUUGAUGUAAUCGCAGAAUUCCCGAUUAACGUCGAGGAAUUGGGAGAAGCUGUAAGUAUUAGUGUCGGGUGGGGCAAGAAGGAAACCCAAUUUCACGGUUCCGAGGGUAAGCUUGCUGCACAAAGAAUAGUUGACGUGUCAAACUUUAUCCUUUCCGAAGAUGAUGAUGCCGGGGCAAGGAUCUCUUGGUGUGGCGAUGGAAAUAUGUUCUGUUGUUCGGCAAUUGACACCAAUAGAGGACUUAGAAUAAUCCGAGUAUAUAAUAGGGAGGGAGUGCUGCAAUCAACCAGUGAGCCUGUGGACAGACUAGGACAUGUCUUAGCCUGGAGGCCAGCCGGAAACCUAAUUGCUUCAAACCAAAAACUUCCUGAUAAGCAUGAAAUAAUUUUCUUUGAGAAGAAUGGCUUGAGACAUGGUGAAUUUGCUCUAAGAGAAUCCACUAGUCAUAAGGUCAUUGAAAUAUUAUGGAAUUGCGAUUCUACGGUACUCGCGAUAUGGUUGGAGAGGGGUGCACCGCAAACCGAGAAGUCAUCAUGCGUUCAAUUGUGGAACAUGAACAAUUACUACUGGUAUUUGAAACAAGAAAUCCCGAUGAAAGCUGGCGAUUCUAUUACGAGCGUUUCAUGGGAUCCUGAAGUCGCUUUAAGAUUAUCUAUUACCACUCAGAGAAAAUGUCACAGGUUUGACUUUGCAUGGGACAACUUAUGUUGUAAUCUAAUUAAUGAAAAGAAUGCUGCUGCUGUGGCUGUCAUUGAUGGAUCCUCAGUUCAACUUACGCCAUUUAGAACCAUGAACGUUCCACCACCGAUGUUUGCGUUCUCGGUACAACUAAAUUCACCGGCAAUGCACGUAUCGUUUUCUCCUAACAAUGGUGGCAAUGAUUUUGCCGUACUCCAAGCCAAUCAGGAAAUCACUUUCUUUGAUUGGCGUGGAGCGAUGGAGAAACCCGCGAAACCUCCGACUCUGAUUGGAUCUAUUAAUUCGAAACUCUUUGAUCUCAAAAACGAGGGAUUCAUGAGGCAAAUCGCUUGGAUAGAUAAAGGAAUUCUGUUUUUUUUACAAUCCGAUCCUACCAACGGAUCUGAUGUUGUCUGUCAGAUAGAGGUGGAUCUUGAAAAAAAUCUGGAUCAGAGAAUUAUUUACCAAAAGUGCUUGAAUAAUGCAUUUGCGGUGAAAAGAUUACAUUGGGAUCACACACACAAGAUGAUGCACCUGAUGUCAAACGACGGGAUGGUGUGGGAUGUGAGAAUAAGGCUAGGUCAACCUGGUAAUUGCGAUUUUGAUGUUUCGGAGACCCCAUUUGUGAAAUUUCCGGAAUCUUGCACUUGGAUUGGAUCAACUAAAAUUGGAGCAGAUGAACGUACCGAAAAAGUAGUAUUGGGGAUGAGUGUAAACAACAAAUUAUACGCAAAUGAAAGCCUGAUUUCUUCCGAUUGCACCUCAUUUUUUGUUCACAACGAUUUUCUUAUAUUUACCACGUUGGGACAUGUGGCAAAGUUUUUGCCACUUCACGUGAGCCUCUCUGAUCUCAAGGAUCCGGCAAAUAUUCCUUGUGAUGAAACAGUACGCGAGAUCGAGAGAGGUUCAAAGAUUGUGUGCGCGAUAUAUUACGAUGCGUCAUUAAUCUUGCAGGUGUUGAUCAAAAAUGAGGACGUGACAAAGACGAUGUAUCCCCCUGUUGAUAAAAUCAGGAAUUCCAGGGACGAUAAUAGUUCAUGGGACGCAUCUGCAAAAGUUAAUACGAUAUGUGAUGCUAUUCGAGAAGUGCUUGAGACGUUGGACACAAGAACAUAUCUCCAAUCGAUAAUAACGACAUACGUUCGUCGAACACCUCCAGAUUUGGAGUCCGCGUUGGAAUUACUUGUGAAACUUAAAGACCGGGAUCCAAAUUUAGCGGAAGAUGCAAUCAAGUUUGCGAUAUUCUUGAUCGAUGCGGAUAGACUAUUUGAUGUUGCCUUGGGGAUGUAUGAUUUCAGCCUUGUGUUAAUGGUUGCUCAACAAUCUCAAAAGGAUCCAAGGGAAUACCUUGCCUUCUUGGCCAACCUCGAGAGUUACCCGUUGAAUUAUCAGCGAUUUAAAAUCGACGAUCACCUGAACCGAUAUGAGAAAGCAUUGCGGAACUUAAGUUUAUCCGGUGAGGAACAUUUCGAGGAUUGCUUGAAAUAUAUUGUUGAUCACGCAUUGUAUAAGUCAGCAAUAUCAAUAUUCGCAAACGAUCGGGAAAAGUACAAGAAAGUAAUCUCAAUAUAUGGAGAUUACCUUUUUACCGAAUCAAAUUUUAAGGAGGCUGGCUUAGCUUACACAUUGGCUGAGGACAGGCCGAAAGCACUCGAGUCAUACAAAGAAGGUGGAUUAUGGCGUGAUGCCUUUGCAAUUGCUCAGGAGUUGAACUAUUCGUCAGAUGAUUUGUUCGAGUUGGCCAAGGAUCUUGCCGAAUUACUAGCAGACAAGAGGAAAUAUCAAGAAGCUGCUCAAAUACUCUUGGAUUAUACAAAGCAACCAGAAGAAGCAAUAGAAUUGUUAAAUAAAGGUCAUUGUUGGAAAGAGGCUAUUCGUAUUUCUCGUGUGUAUAAUAGGGCGGAUUUGAUUCAGACCAAUGUUAAGCCAAGUGUCAUUGAGGUGAACUCAAUGUCGGAUCAACUGAAUCAACAAACAUUGCGACUGAAGGAGAUCAGAGUCAAUAAAUCCAAGCGAUCUCAUGAUUCCGAAUUAUUUAAUGAUGAAUCGUUAGAGAAUGUUGAUGUGUUUUCCGAUACAAGUUCUAUGGCAAGCGGAUUUACGCGCUAUACACAAUCGAAUACUCAAUUGAGCAUACAUUCAAGUAGAAGCAGAAAAAGUGCGAAAAGUCGUCGACGAGAAGAAAGGAAAAAGGCACGUGGUAAGAAAGGAAGUAUAUACGAAGAAGAAUAUCUCAUGGAUUCCCUGAAAAGGUUGAUUGAGAGGUUCAAUACAACUCAAGCGGAAAUUGAAAAUUUGUUAAGCUGCCUCGUGAGUUUGGGAGUAGUGAAAAACGCGCAACAAAUUCAAUCAAUAUUUUAUAAUUUGGAGGGACUAAUAAGAAAGAAUAUUGACGAGAUAUUCGAUGUUUCAUUGAUCACCGCCGUGACAACUAUAGAGGAUGAUACGGAAUCAUACGUGACCAAACCGCCUGCCACUAAAGUGAUUGAAAAGCCAAAAAUAAUCGAAACAAAUUGGAAAUUGCAAAUUAUAUGA